UCAGUAGGCGCAGGGCGCCGGUGUGAGAGGAGUGCUUCUCUGCCGUCUGCUGCCACACAGCGAGUCUCGGCGUCCUCUGCCACGGUCCUGCUGGUCUACCAUCACCACCACAGCCUGCUGCCGCUCCUACACCCGGAGAAAGGUUUCUAUCUAGAAGGUUGACCUCCAUACACUUGCAAAAUGCCUGGUGACUUCUCUGUACUCUGUCUCAGCCCUCCAACCCCACAUCAGUUGUGCUUCCCAUCAUCUAAUUCACUCAGACCUUGCCUGGCACAAACUCAACGUCCUCCAGAUCUCCGCAAGAAAGGUGUGGUGUUUGCGGAUGCCCUUGGACUGGCCCUCACCACCAUCCGCCACUUUUCACCCUCAUUUUUUGAUGAAGAUCCAAUUGGGCUUGCUUUGGCCUCACUACGUGCCCUACGUCCUCUCUGCCGCACAACCUAUAGCUUGGAUUUCCAUCCUCCAAGUCAAGAUUACACUGUCUUUCGUUGUAGACUAGCCAGACAGCAGGUUUGUCUGGAGCAGUGUGCUGUGCAGGGAGCAUCAUUGGCUGGUACCGUGAGGGUGCUGAACAUUGGCUUUGAGAAGAGAGUGAUUCUGCGGGUUAGCUACGAUAACUGGAACAGUCAUUAUGAUUUGCCUUGCUCCUACCUACGUGACUUACAUGGUGGAGAGGAAACUGACACUUUCUCCUUUAGGUUACCACUGCCUAGUGGUACUGUUCGGGCAGAGUUCUGCAUUUGUUUUUGCUGUCAGGGGCAGGAAUACUGGGACAACAACCAUGGAAAGAACUAUACACUGCAUAAAGUGGAGGAACGCAGUGGGCAGAUGCAGAGAUCACAGUGGUGAAAUAGAUCAGGUUAAUUGACAUCUCAAUGUUUCAUCUACUGAAAUGGUUUUCCUGUCUGGCAAAAAAGUUCUUUUGUAUAGCCAUUUACAAUGCAAAACAGUAGGGUUGGCAGAGCCAACCUUGGAGAAAGUGAAUACACUUACGAUCUUGUACUAUCAGCUUCUAAAAUGAUACUCAUCCUGUAUGGCUAAUUAACCUCUAAUCCCAUGCUCCGCCUAGCUGUUAGAAUAGCAUUUUAGCUAGAACACUUUGAGACCUUGUGGGUGGAUGGGGAGCUAGGACUGGUGAACUGUCAUGUAAAGACUUGUGUGCAAACUGGUUUUUGCAAUCCAUGGGUUGAUUGGAUGAUUGAAUUGGGCUAGUUGAUCAGUUAUGGUUUUUAUCUGAAUCUGUACUACAAAUCAAAUAAAUAUUUUAUAUAUUGA
Pelobates fuscus (common spadefoot toad) is the source of this 1275-nucleotide messenger RNA. Its product is annotated as protein phosphatase 1 regulatory subunit 3C-like. Lineage: Eukaryota; Metazoa; Chordata; Amphibia; Anura; Pelobatidae. The record is from RefSeq and is a predicted model, not a curated record. The coding region runs from base 181 to 849 and encodes 222 amino acids. The transcript is spliced from 2 exons. Gene Ontology annotation, biological process: regulation of glycogen biosynthetic process. Gene Ontology annotation, cellular component: protein phosphatase type 1 complex. Gene Ontology annotation, molecular function: protein phosphatase 1 binding; glycogen binding.